AUGUCGACGCACUUGGUCGCUCAAACCCGCCUAGUGGGAAAUCUGGGCAGCGCGCCCGUCGUCACGAUUUCUAUCAGAGCUCGGUUCCACCUGUGGUCACUCCCAGCGUCGCAUCUGACACAGGACAUCACCGAGCGCGUUGAGGCUAAUUUCUAUAGGCGAUGCGACCCAUCGAAGCGCCCGAAACACUUAAAGCCUUCUUUGGACGAAGAGAAUGCACCUAGCCAAGAUAGUUCCGCUCCAGAGGCAGUGCCUAAUGUCCCGGCAGACAAAGAAAACUCACAGUUUGACGAGUCUCUGUUCAAGGCAUUUCAUCAAACGAUUGCUCUACCUUUCUGGGUGGCGGGCGUUUUGAACCUGAUAUCAGACACAUUGCGAACGACUACCCCGCUCGUUAGCCAGGUGUUUCUGAAAUGGCUCACCGAGGCAUACUUCGUACAUCAGUCAGGCGGAGAAGAAAACCUUCCCGACGGUGUACCAGCGCCAAAGGGUAUAGGAUAUGGUAUUGGUCUAGCCUUUGCCAUUUUCGCAAUGCAACAAAUCGCGAGCUUGACCGUCAAUUACAGUGUUCAAAUGACGAUGACGCUUGGUCAAUCCGUUCGUGCGGGGAUUACCGGUAUGGUGUUUCGCAAAGCUUUGCGAAUGUCUGGUCGCGCGAGACAGGACCACAGCGUUGGUCAGGUCAUCACAAUGGUAUCCACGGAUGCGACCAAUUUGGACAUGUUCGUGGCGUUCGCAGCACAUCAGCUGUGGAUAGCCCCAAUCCAGGCAGGUUUACCUUUACGCUUCCCUCUCAUCCUCGGCUUUGGUCUGUUGAUUGGCACUCUUGGAUAUUCAGCGCUGGUCGGGCUUGGAGUCAUCAUCAUCGGGUUCCCGAUCCAAGGCCUUCUCGUCCAGAUUAUGUUCGCUCAACGGAACAAAGGAAUCAAGAUCACGGACAAACGCGUGCUACUGACCAACGAGGUCCUCCAUGGAAUUCGGCUGAUUAAAUUCUACGGAUGGGAAUCUUUCUAUAUCCAACAAAUCGGCAGGCUUCGAGAGCAAGAACUUUACAGGAUUCGGAACGUCUCCAUCGCAGCAUCGCUUCUCUUCUCGGUAUUUUCUUUUGUACCCGUGGUGGCAACCAUCCUUUCCUUCUUGAUAAAACUUCCUCUUCUAUUGCUUCCCCUCUCGCUGAGCAUGCUCGCGGAGGCCAUGGUUACACUACCCCGAAUUGGCAAGCUGCUGGUGUCACCCGACCUCGAGGAUCCUUAUACCUUCGAUGCAGACUCAAAGUAUGCGGUCAGUGUUGACGCCGAUUUCACUUGGGAGGUUGCUCCGUCGCUUAAGGACAAUGGGGAAGAGAAAUCCGACGAAGGCAAGGAGAAACCUACCGGUCAGGAACUCAGCACCAAAGAGAGGAAAAAGAAAAACAAGAAAGGAUCCAAAUCAGAGCUCCCUCUGUCAACAGGCGACGUGGAACUCAAGGAGACCUCACGAAACGACGGGACAGAAAGCACCGCACCAUGA
Coprinopsis cinerea okayama7#130 is the source of this 1509-nucleotide messenger RNA. RefSeq lists its product as hypothetical. Bases 1 to 1509 code for a protein of 502 amino acids. The transcript has 14 exons. The record is from RefSeq and is a predicted model, not a curated record. Gene Ontology annotation, cellular component: membrane. Gene Ontology annotation, molecular function: ATP binding; ABC-type transporter activity. Gene Ontology annotation, biological process: transmembrane transport. NCBI's taxonomy places the organism in Eukaryota, Fungi, Basidiomycota, Agaricomycetes, Agaricales, Psathyrellaceae.